AUGUCAGACAAAUGUAGUGAAGUAAGUGAUAUUGAUUUUAAUAGUGAAUUAGAAUCAAUAGAAACUGUUUCAUCGUUGUCUUUAUCUCCAUCUCGAAAUCAAGAUUCUUCUGUAUCAAAUACUUCUAACUUUAAAUAUGCUACAUCACUGAAUAUAACUCGAAAUUUAUUUCAGAGAGAGUUAGGAUUUGGUUGCUUAAAACCAAUUAAGCAUGCAUUUUUGAAGUCUUAUCAUUUAUCAAAUAUUUUCUCUGGCCAAGUUCUCCUUACUCAUGUAUUUUUGGGAAUGACAAAAUGUGGCAGAUUUCUUAUUACCUAUACAAUGAUAACUGAUCAAGAUGAUGAUGAAUGGUAUGCUACUGUUUAUAAAUAUAGACUUCAUUGGUGGAAUUUUAAACCAGGGGGCCAGGCAAGAAAAAUUGCCGAAGUCUCUUUAUUCGGAAGCCAUAAAAUUGUCGCACCCUUACAAAUGUAUGUUUGUCAGUGGCCUCAAGACAAUGAAAAAAUUUUAGUGUAUGGAUUAAUAAAAGAAUGCAGUAGCAUUGAUGCGGUAGGUUCAUCUAACAAUCAACAUGCUUUUGUAACAGUUACUGCUUUGCCAUCAUUAAAUAAUUGCCAAGAAUGUAGGAUUGUGGCUUCAUCAUACAUGUUAGAUGGUAUUUGGGACACAUGCUUAAGAUUUAGUUGCCUCAAGCAUGGUUACACUGUUCAUACAUCAUUUGAUGUUGUUGUACCAUACCCUGAAUUUUCUCCAAAAAUUAGUUUAAAGUGUAAUAAUUAUGCCGUUUUUAAUGCAAAUAAUUUUUUGUAUGCUUUGAAAAUCACACUAGAAAAUAAUGACAAAAAAAUUAAAAAUGAACAAAUGGAAGAUAUUUCUUGUCUAGUAUCAGACUCAAGCUCAGAAGUCAAUAAAAAUUCAGAAGAAAUUAUUCCAUCGAGUUCAAUUAAUCAGAAAAAUUUUAAUUUAAAUAGUAAUAAUAAUAAUACAAGUAAUAAUAAUAAUGACAAUGCAUUAAAAUUAAAAGAACAAAUUAUCAAAGACUUUAGUGAAGAUAUUAAUUUAAAUGCUUCAUGUUUACAAAAAAAGGGUUUUGAAAAUUUAACCAAAGACCCUUUUAUUAAGGAAUUUGAAAUCAAGACUUGUGACUCAUCAUAUCAAAUUUAUAAUUUAUUCGAAUUAAAUGUUGAAGAAGAAAAAGCCGUUCACGAAUUUUUAACAUCUCCACCGCUUCCCACUAGAGUGAAUCCAUUUCGAAGUAAGUACAUAAAUUCUGAUUUGAAAGAACAGAUGCAGAGAAAUUCUCCUUCGGGAGAAUGUAAUAACAUUUUAGAAGUUAAAAAUGAACACCUAGAAGAAAAUACUAAUUGCAAAAAGAAUUUUAAAUUAAAAGAAAAGAGUGAUAAGGAAUGUUUCUUCUACCCUAAGUCUACAAAUUGUACAAAAAAAAAUCGAAGUGAACAAAUAAAUCGCAACAAUAAUGUUUACAAAACGGACGAUAAAAAUUAUUCAAACAAAUAUUAUAAGUCUUUUUUCACCCGACGAAAGGGUCAAAAAAGUAAUUUAAAUUUCGAAAUGUUUAUUAGAAGUAUGUCACUUUCUAAACCUCAUUUAAAACAACCCGUGACUGUUUGCGAUAAUGAAAUUCAUGUUGUUUUAGAAACAAGCAGACACAUAUCGAGGAAAUCAAAUGAAAUAGUCGAUAGUCCUUACGAAUUUGUGGAUGACUCUCAGUAUGAAGUUGAAAAACUCAGUCAAUUUCGUAAAAAACGUCUAGCGGAUAAAAAAUACGAAUUUCAAGAUUUUGACUCGGAAAACAUUAUUCCUUUUAGCAUAGUUAGGCAAGAAAGCACACUUAGAUCCCCGAGAAAGUAUCAGGACAAUGAAAACGAUUUAAGUGAAAAACUGAAACAUAAUGUAGAACUUAGAAUCGGUAAUGAAACCAUGAAUUCGAAUAUGAACGAAUUGAUUAUACAUAAUCCAGGUUCGAAAUAUCCAUUGGAAUUACCUACGUCUGCUUCCAGUCUUAAGUCUCCUUUAAUAUUAGAAGUACUUACAAAUUCAGGGCAACACGAAAGUGUUUUAAGGCCAUUCAAUAGAAACAUUAACGGGAGUUCUUUGCUUUCUCCCGUAACAAAAAUUUUAUUUUCUCCAACGGCUCACUCACAGAAAUCAGUGUCAAAAUCAGCGUCCAAAGACGUUUGGAAAACCAAAUAUUUUGAAGAAUUAAAAUUAAUUAUAAACACGUUAGGGACUCAUAAAAUUUCCCAAUGUUUAGACACGCGAUUAAUUUUGGAAAACGGAAUUUUAAUAAAUGACAUUUCAGAAUGGUAUUUUAAAGAAGAAAUUAAUUAUAAAGAAGUUGACAUUUAUAAAAAUCUUUUAAAAAAUUUAAACAAAUUUUAUGGUGAAGCAAUCAGAUUUAAAAGACGUUUUGUCGAGGUUGACGAUGAACUUGUAUCUGUGAUAACUGAUAUCGAAGAUGAUGACAUGAGCACACUGACUGGAUAUCACACAGCUCUAAAUGUGGAAGUUCACGGAGCUGGAUAUUCUCAACUUCAAAUGAUUUCCAAUUCUAAGGCUGAAAAAUUAUCAGCAUCCUGCGUUGUCGUUGAUCAACAGAGUUUGGAUAUUGAAGGAAUCUGUCAUUCUGUUGCCACUACUCUUUGCCAAGUUUCAGAUAAACCUUUACUUUUUGUAAUGAUUAUGAUAUAG
Pediculus humanus corporis (human body louse) is the source of this 2712-nucleotide messenger RNA. RefSeq lists its product as uncharacterized. NCBI's taxonomy places the organism in Eukaryota, Metazoa, Arthropoda, Insecta, Psocodea, Pediculidae. The record is from RefSeq and is a predicted model, not a curated record. Gene Ontology annotation, cellular component: Cul4-RING E3 ubiquitin ligase complex. Bases 1 to 2712 code for a protein of 903 amino acids. The transcript is spliced from 4 exons. Gene Ontology annotation, biological process: protein ubiquitination.